AUGCUGGGGUUUCGUUGGCAGGUUUUGCCGGUAAUGGCUGUGCAGGUCAUAUUAUAUGCUGUGUCAUUCAUUCCAAACGCUCAUAUGUAUUUGGCAAUAACCCCUGGAAGGCUGCUCGCUCCCAACUUUUGGCUAUGGACCUUGGUGACCUUUUCAUUCUUCAAUCACUCAAUAUUUCUUCUAUGCUCUGAUCUGAUGACCAUGUUUCUUUUGGAGAGCUUUCUGUCAGUAUAUAGUUGGAUGGAGCUCCUAACCUUCUGUGCAUUCGUCAAUUUGGUUACUGGUUUGAUCACUGUCACGCUGUUGUUCAUAGAGUACGCAAUUACGUUCGACACCGAUUUAUUAUUUUCCGCCAACGUGUGCGGCAUUCUGGCUCUCUUGGGGGGAAUAACGGUCGUCGGACGGCAAAUGAUGGGUGACAAAUUACUUUUAGACUUUCCCCUGGGAAAAAUCCGACAAAAGCAUAUCCCUUUCAUGUGUUUCUUGACCGCAGUCGCACUGCGCAUUGCACAGAUCAUUGGUCAGGUUUCUUUCUGCAUGUUCACAGGAGGAAUAAUUGUUGCAUGGAUAUAUUUACGUUUUAUUCAGAAACAUAGCAAUGAGCCGCCGAUAGCAAUAGUAUCUAAUACUGUAUAUGGCGCAUUUGUUAAGCUAAAAAUAUGCGCCGAUCAACCAUCGCGCCGAACCAAUAAAAAGUCUAUUGCCCCGGUCAUGCCAUUCAUUCUGAAUGUCCGUGAACACUCACUGCCGGGAGAUAAAGAGUGA
Messenger RNA from Echinostoma caproni, 765 nucleotides. Lineage: Eukaryota; Metazoa; Platyhelminthes; Trematoda; Plagiorchiida; Echinostomatidae. The record is from the annotation of a GenBank genome assembly.